This is a messenger RNA of Panicum virgatum (switchgrass), 3487 nucleotides long. RefSeq names its product zinc finger BED domain-containing protein RICESLEEPER 2-like. Lineage: Eukaryota; Viridiplantae; Streptophyta; Magnoliopsida; Poales; Poaceae. The transcript is spliced from 3 exons. Gene Ontology annotation, molecular function: DNA binding. The record is from RefSeq and is a predicted model, not a curated record. The coding region runs from base 714 to 2243 and encodes 509 amino acids.
UCAUCGCCGCGCUUCCUGAUUUGUUCUUGGGUUCCUCCGCGGUGACGGGAGGAAGGCUGCUGCGGGUUCGCGCGACGCGGUUCCUCGGGCCUGGGGUCAGCUGGUUCUUGUGGGAUGCCAGACAUAUCUUGGGCGCAUCGUUCUGCGUGGCGACUGUGUUCGGGGUGGCCGGUCGCGUUCUUGACUGAUUCUGGUGCGGCUUGAAUAGGGCGGAGGAAAAUCUCGAUGGCGUUUUGUAGCUGUUAGCCUCUGCGCUCAUUGAGUUCGUUCUAUUUUCCUACACGAACCCAUUGUAGGCUACGGCUCCUUUGUGCCCAACGAGGAUAAUAUGGUCAGAAAAAAGGCUGAACUGAACGUGGGAUUGACUGUCAAACGUUGCCUCUACAAGACUUCUCAACUUUAGAUGGCGAGGUCUUGCUAAGUAGUUUGGUCAAGCAGGGCAUAUAGCAUGAUGGAUUCGUAUGGGCCUUAGACUGGGGAUAAGGUUAAGCCUACUACAGGAUAUUAUAGCAUAUACCUCUAUCUUCGAAGCGUUAGACGGUUAGGUGGGAGUGUUAGAUCAUCCAGGCUUCUUUGUGAAAGAAAUUUAGCUAGCUGCUUAGUUCGAGAAAUUCUCAACUUGUGUUAAUUGUCCAUAGCGACUUGGAUCUUGAAUUUUAAGUGGCAUUACAGACUAUAUCCCAUGUGCAGAUUCAUUGUGAGCUACCUCAAAAAUGUCUGCAAGCACUUCCCACACAAUUGAUAGCUCUGGAACCGAUGAUGAGCAUGAUUCAUCUCAACCACGUGUUAGGAGAUCAAAGGUAUGGCAAUUCUUUGAGCAAGAUUUGGUGAUGGUAGAUGAUGUUUGGAAGGCAGUUUGCAAGUAUUGUGGGCUGAGACUUGGGGCUCAAUCGGGCACUAGUAGUCUUAGAAGUCAUAUUGCUACAACUUGCCCGGCUAUUGGGGAUGCUGAUAGAAAUAGGUUUUUAGACACCAUAAAGAAAAAAUCUUCAGAUACCUUUGUGUUUGACCCUGCCUUAAGUCGUGAGCGCAUGGUUCAGUUUGUCAUACAUGCUGAAAUCGAAUUCAAUAAAUUUGAAGACCCUUACUUUGAGCCAUGGAUGGAAAGUCUACAACCAACAAUGAAAUGUGUAGGGCGCCAAACCGUUCAUAAUGAUUGCCUCAAGAUGUAUGAGAAGAUGAAGCAAGAUCUUCACAAUGAGUUUUCAGUCUUAGACUCUCGUGUGUGCUUCACAUCCAAUAUGUGGACUUCCCUUCAGAACUUAGGAUAUAUGGUCAUAACUGCACAUUAUGUGGAUGCUGAUUUCAAGCUUAAGAAGAAAAUCAUUAGUUUGAAGGAAGUCAAGUAUCCUCAUACCGGCUAUGCUUUAGAAGAGGCUAUUGUAAGCAGCCUAACCGAGUGGGGUUUAAGGGUGAAAAUGCUUACUUUAACCUUAGAUAAUGCAGGCAACAAUACCAAGGCAUGUGAACUAAUAGUACAGUAUCACAAGCAUGAGUUGUUAUGUGAGGGAGCACAUCUGCAUGUUAGAUGUUCUGCACAUAUUUUGAAUAUUCUAGUUCAAGAUGGAAUGGAACUUAUUCAUGCUGCAAUAGAGAAGAUUCGUGAGCUGUUGAAGAGCAUAGAAUCUUCACCGUCACGAAUUCAGAAUUUCAACUCAAUUGCAACUAAUAAGGGUCUUAAAGCAAAACGUGGCAUUUAUCUGGAUAUACCAAACAGAUGGAAUUCUACAAUUAGAAUGGUACGAGAAGCAUUAGAUUACAAGUCUGUACUUAGUACUUAUGCUGAACAAUAUCUUGAAGUUGCACCAAAUGAAGAAGAGUGGUCAAAAGCCAAAGCGAUAUGUGUAUUUCUCAAGGCUUUUGAAGAAGCCACAAAUCUUGUAUCGGCUGACCGAAAACCAACUUUGCACAAAUUCUUACCAUUAGUGCUUUCUAUUCGAUAUGCUUUGAAUGAUCCAGCAUGGCAAAAUAAUGAAGUUUUGGUAGAUUUGGCUGCUGCAAUGAAGGUUAAAUUUGCGAAAUAUUGGGAGCCUAAACCAGUGCCUAAUGAGUCUAGCCUCCGGAGAAGGAAAGAGUACGAUUUUAACGUUGUAAUUGUCAUUGCCACUAUCUUAGAUCCAAGAAGAAAGUUUGAUUAUGUGGAAUUCUUUUAUGAGAAAGUAUGCAGCAGUUUCGAUCAAGCUGAUAAAUGUAUGAAAUCAGCACAAGAUUGGCUGAAGAAGUACUUCAAUGAGUAUGAAUGACUUGCAAGGAGUGAUGGCUCAGCAUUUGUGUCAAGUUCAAGUGGAAGCACCUGUACUAUUGGUUCACCUGUGCUUGGGAAAAGGGUACUAGAAGAAGAAUUUGUUGAUUUCAAAUCUCGUCGUCGAGUUGUUCGUAGGCCAAAAUCAGAGAUUGACACAUAUUUGGAAGAGGAUCCUGCCGAGGAUAGUAAAAGAUUUGAUGUGUUGGGUUGGUGGAAGGCUCGUGCUGAUCAGUUUCCUGUCUUAUCAAAGAUGGCUAGGGACUUUCUUGCUAUCCCACUCAGCACUAUAUCAUCUGAAUCGGCUUUUAGUUGUGGCAAUAGGAUUCUUGGGGACACAAGAGGCUCGCUAACACCACAGAUGUUGGAGGCUUUAGUUAGUGCGAAAGAUUGGCUCACUAUAGUCCAAGAUAAAGAUAAGGACAAGGACGAUGAAGAUGCAGGGAUCUUAAGUGAAGUUGUUGGGGGUUGGUGCAAGGCAAAAUGUGCCACAGGUGGAAUCAGCUGGACCGGUGGGGGCUUAACCGAUGGAAUUAAGGGUUACUACAAGUGUAGCAGCGUGAGAGGCUGCCCGGCAAGGAAGCACGUCGAUUGGUGUGUCGACGACCCCUCGAUGCUGAUUGUUACCUAUGAAGGCGAUCACAACCACAACCGAGUGAUAACCCAGCCAGCCUGAUGUUUCAGGCUUUCAGUUGCAGACUGCUUCUAUAGCCAUCCUCCCUUCCUAGACAAGGGAUGACAACAACAACAACAACCAGAAGAAGAGCCUAGUGUUUGUACAUAUGUUCUGCUUCUAACAGUUGGCGGGGAGAGAGUCAGUUAGCUAGCUCUUUCAGAAAAAAAAAAUCAAUGGUGAAAGAAUGUUGUUACAAUCUUGUUGAGGCAGUGGUUCUGUUUGGUCUGUCGUGCGUUGUUUGUUAGCGCGAGCGUAAUGCUGCGAUGGCAUGGGAUUGGCUCUGGAUCGUGCAGCAAUCGUAGCGGCAUUUGUACUCGGACGUCCUGCCGUUUGAGAGGCCGGUUCCCUGCCUGCUGAGUCUGCCUUGGCGUUACCUGCAUGGUGGAGACACCAUGGAUCCACAAUGGGUUGAAACCAUAAUCGUGGGUGGAUUGGUAUAGUGUAUAGGAUAAUGUAAUAUAAUUGUGAGGGUGGAUUGAUUUUUGUAAUUGACGGAUUGGAUUGAGGUGGAUUUAUUCUUUUAUGAUACUAGUAUGGAUCGGUGUGAAUACAAAUUGGAUUUCAGCCCA